GAUUGGGGCCGCUGUGUUUGGGAACAGGUGAAGCCAUUUGUCCAAGAAUUUGUGGAGGACCAGUUGGAUGAUGCCUUCGGGGAUCUAUGGGAUGCGACCAUCAAUGGCUACAAGACAAGACUCUGGGCCUUGAAUGCGACAGUUUACCGCAAUUCCAAGCUGUAUCCGAACGGGACCAUCGAAGAAAUGUCGAACGCGACCAGGGACAGAAUGUACGAGGAUCUCAAAGCAGUACAUGAUGCUAUGCUCGGUAGCAUCCAGCUCUUUCUGACAGAUCGUGCCAUCAAAACCACAGCAGGAGCUUACCUGUCCCAGUUUGCCUCCUUGCAUUUCAGUGUGAUCACACAACUUCUGGGGUCCUUGACAUACCGCACCGCCGGCGACCGUUACGUCUUCCAGACUGUUGUAGCAUGUUAUGCUCGCAGGGUCUACGAGCGUGCCACAGCUGCUUUCAAGUCGCGAAUGUCUGCUGUGGAGGCGCAUGAGGAGGACCAGGGCUCGCGAGAUUGCUGCCCGACCCAACCUAUGUGCCGGGAAUGCCACUUUUAUUCAGGUGAGUUCAGGGACACCUGGAAGCUCUCGUGCGACUGGAAGAACUCAGGAUAUCACACCAUCUGUGAGGCAACCUGCUGCAAGUUCGCGCCGGACAUGAUUGCAAUGCCCAUGGCUCGGGAUUGCUACCAACGUCAUCGCGAAGAGGUGGCAAAUCAAACUGUCCAGUUUUGGCAGAAGUGGUUGACGCCCCUCCCCAUCUGGUUGGACAGUAUUGCUGUAAUGCAAAGCAUCCCAGUAAAACCUACUGCGACACCUGGCAGCAGUGGGUUUGACUGCUCGGCUUGCUCGGCUUUCUAG
This is a messenger RNA of Symbiodinium necroappetens, 852 nucleotides long. The record is from the annotation of a GenBank genome assembly. Lineage: Eukaryota; Dinophyceae; Suessiales; Symbiodiniaceae.